This is a messenger RNA of Eruca vesicaria subsp. sativa (arugula), 1254 nucleotides long. NCBI's taxonomy places the organism in Eukaryota, Viridiplantae, Streptophyta, Magnoliopsida, Brassicales, Brassicaceae. The record is from the annotation of a GenBank genome assembly.
AUGUCUCUCUUUUUCAGUCGGCUCUGCGUUGGGGUGAGAAGCUCCUCCUCUGUUUCUUUUCUUCUUCUCUCUAACGGCUUCUCAACUUCCUUGCGUCAAACCUCUCCUUGUCACGUCCUCGGCGCCAGACCUUGCCUCGAGUUUUCCGAACAUAAUCGCCUUGGAACACUCAGCAUUGGCGAUGUCAAUCCAGAAAAACAUUGCGUCACUCGUUUGGAAAAGAAGGUGUGUGUGGAUUUGGUGCACAAUGAUCUUAGUGAUAGUAGUGUGGUAACGAUCGGGGCAUCUCAUGGGUGGGUAGCUAGUCUGAAUAAGGACGAUGGAAUCCUGCGCCUCCAUGACGAUCUAAACCCGUAUGCAUUGUAUAAAGAUCCCAUUUGCAUCCCACUGCCUCCUCUUGUGACUCUUCCACAUUGUCAAACCAAAAUAAUCACCAACGUGUCCAUGUCAUCACCUUCUCCGGAGGAUGAUGAGGACUGUGUGGUGGCUGUCAAGUUCUUGGGUCCUCAGCUCAGCUUCUGCAAACCAGCUGGUAAGAAGAGUAGUAAACCAGAGUGGACCAACGUCAAAAUAGAAUACCCCUGCUUCUACUCCUCCCGUGUCAUGUUUUCCAAGUAUUACAACAUGUUUCUUAUUUUUGGAUCCGGAGGCCAUCUCAUCUGUGCAUUUGAUCCCACCAGCGAUGACCUUGUGUAUAAGAGCCUGCGAUUUGAAAACCCUCCCAAGCUGCCCACUCACAUCCGCGAGCUUAUGAAUUCGUGCUGCAUGAGCCAACACUUGGUGGAGUCGUCAACAUCCACCAACGGUGAGCUUUUCUUGGUUAAGCAGUACAGGAAGACAGCCGAUAUCGUGGAAGGUGUUGCGAAAAUGAAGACAGAAUAUGUAAUGGUGUACAAGAUAGACGAACAAGGAAACGGGGUCUACACUCAAGACAUGGGAGAUCUGACCAUGUUCCUCUCAAACUCUGAACCUUUCUGUAUCCCUUCUACUUCCUUUCCUGGUUUUCGGCCUAACUGGGUUUACAUCAAGGAUUUCGACGAAACCACAUUUGUCGAUGUGGAGCUGGAUGGUUGCCCCUUCUUUGGUUUGGUUAAAAAAAACCCCGCUCCUUACUAUAUUCCACCUCAAAAUAUAGUAGACGACUAGUCUGAAUUCAAGUCACGGAAAUUAUCAUCCUCCACGGUUUAAAAGCAGAUCGAUCGAUUGCACUGGUGUAAAAGAUUAUUGUUGUUUUAAGUUUUGGAAGUCAAGAGA